UGUCUCGCAAGUCGCGUCUUAAGAAUGAAGGAAAUUUCGCUCGACAAUCUUCAAAAAUUCGAGGACAUAUUCAAUGUAGAUCGUGAAAAACAUAUGGUGAUUCUGCUUACUAUAAAGACUUUUGUCUGUCGUUUUGAGAAAUUUCCUGAAUUGAGGAACAAAGCAAAAUUAUUUGCGCUGUCGGACGACUGGGAGAAUGAUGGAUAUUUCUUUAUGACUUUUGUGAUCUGGACGGAGCACUUUGUUUUCUUCGAUUCCAUCAAUGACUCAACAGAUGUUUUGAAAAAUGCUUUACGAUCCUUGGACUACAAUAAUUUAAUGUGUUUGUUUUCAAUCAGAAAUGAAUUUCAUGACAUGGUUUGCGAGUUACGCGAUGAACUUGGUUUAAAGCUGCAUAUUGAUGCUGACACGGCAUGCUUCUAUCUUCCAAUGGCUGAAUCAUUAGCUUUAAAGUAUGAGAUGCCUCCAAAUCUUCAUAUUAAGGAACUAUCAGAAGAUAAUGUCGAAAAAAUAAAUUCCGUUUGGCCACAUCGAUCUGAAGGAUCAGAAAGCUUUAUUUCAUAUUCCAUCAAAUUUCAUUUGAACGUUGGAUUGUAUGAUAAUGAUAACAAUCUCGUUGCAUGGUGUCUUCGCUAUGAUAAUGGAGCCUUAGGAGUACUUCAAACGGAUUCAAACUAUUUACGAAAGGGACUUGGAAGUGUUGUUGUUAAAAUUUUAUCUAAGAAGAUUUCGGAAGAGUUUCAAUGUGAUAAUAUUGCUUUAGUUGUACAAGAGAAUGUAAAGUCGAUUAAUUUGUUCAAUAAGUUGGGAUUUAAGAAAUUGGAAUCGCACACUUGGUAUAAUUUGAUUAGAGCGUAG
Messenger RNA from Chironomus riparius, 858 nucleotides. The record is from the annotation of a GenBank genome assembly. Lineage: Eukaryota; Metazoa; Arthropoda; Insecta; Diptera; Chironomidae.